CUGGGCUGAGUGCGGCGGCGGCGGCGGCGGCCGACGGGGAUGGAGCGAGCGCCGGGCCGGCUCAGAGUUGAACAAUGACCAUAGUUGACAAAGCUUCUGAAUCUUCAGAGCCCUCAGCCUAUCAGAACCAGCCUGGCAGCUCUGAGGCCGUCUCACCUGGAGACAUGGAUGCGGGCUCUGCCAGCUGGGCUGCUGUGUCUUCCCUCAAUGAAGUCUCCAACCACACGCUAGCUCUAGGACCAGUACCUGGUGCUGUAGUUUAUUCCAAUUCAUCUGUACCUGAGAAAUCCAAGCCAUCACCGCAGAAGGAGCAAGGAAUCACUCAUGGUGUGCUUUGGAUACCAAAGCCAGAAGCAGUCCUAGGUGAUGGCAUUGCUCCUCCACAGAAAGUCCUUUUCCCAUCUGAGAAGAUUUGUCUCAAGUGGCAGCAGACCCAUAGAGUCGGAGCUGGGCUCCAGAAUCUGGGCAACACCUGCUUUGCCAACGCAGCCUUGCAGUGUUUGACUUACACGCCACCCCUCGCCAACUACAUGCUCUCACACGAACACUCCAAGACCUGCCACGCCGAAGGGUUUUGUAUGAUGUGCACAAUGCAGGCGCACAUCACCCAGGCCCUCAGCAAUCCCGGGGACGUUAUCAAACCCAUGUUCGUCAUUAACGAGAUGCGACGGAUAGCCAGACACUUCCGCUUUGGGAACCAGGAAGAUGCACACGAGUUCCUGCAAUAUACAGUUGACGCUAUGCAAAAAGCCUGUCUGAACGGCAGCAACAAGUUAGACAGACAUACCCAGGCUACCACACUCGUUUGUCAGAUAUUUGGUGGAUACCUAAGAUCUAGAGUCAAAUGUUUAAAUUGCAAAGGUGUUUCAGAUACUUUUGAUCCAUACCUUGAUAUAACAUUGGAGAUAAAGGCUGCUCAGACUGUGAAUAAGGCUUUGGAGCAGUUUGUAAAACCAGAACAGCUGGACGGAGAAAACUCAUAUAAGUGCAGCAAAUGUAAAAAGAUGGUUCCAGCAUCAAAGAGGUUCACCAUACACCGGUCCUCUAAUGUUCUUACUCUGUCCCUCAAACGUUUUGCAAAUUUUACUGGUGGAAAAAUUGCUAAGGAUGUGAAAUACCCCGAGUACCUGGACAUUCGGCCGUAUAUGUCACAGCCCAACGGGGAGCCGAUCAUCUAUGUCUUGUAUGCAGUGCUGGUCCACACAGGCUUUAACUGCCAUGCUGGCCACUACUUCUGCUACAUCAAGGCUAGCAAUGGCCUCUGGUACCAGAUGAACGACUCCAUCGUCUCCACCAGUGACAUUAGAUCGGUACUCAGCCAACAAGCUUACGUUCUUUUCUAUAUCAGGUCCCACGAUGUGAAGAAUGGAGGUGAACUUGCUCAUUCCCCACACAGCCCCGGCCAGUCUUCACCCCGACCCGUCAUCAGUCAGAGGGUGGUCAGCACUAAACAGCCCGCAGCGGGGCUCAUCGGGCCGCAACUGCCCUCACACUUGGCCAAGAACCCACCACACCUGAAUGGGACGGGGCCACUCAAGGAGGCGCCCAGCAGCUCCAUGUCGAGCCCAAAUGGAAAUUCCAGUAUCGGCAGGCCUGGACCCGUCAGUGCUUCAACCUCUGUUCAGAACUGGCCCGUCAGUCGGUCCUCAGUUCUUCCGGAGCACCCCAAGAAGCAAAAGAUCACCAUCAGUAUUCACAACAAAUCACCGGCACGCCCUGGGCAGCCCCAGUCCGGCCUUCUGGGCAACCCCCUGGAAGCCCCCAACAAGCCUACCCCCUCCUCCACCAUCCCCAGCCCCUCUGCAGCACAGUCUACCUCGAGUGCCACAGCUAGCAGGGCCACGAAGCCACCUGGCCCCACUGAGCCUUGCCCGCGCCCGGUGGUAAACGGUCAGUCCAGGCUACACGCCAGCAUCCUGGUCCCCUAUGGAGCCGAGUCAUCUGAGGAGUCUGACGAGGAGGCCAAGGGCCUGGGCAGGGAGAAUGGCCUGGGUGUGGGGCCAUCUUUGGGCGCCGAUGCCAGCGAGGCCUGUCAGCUAGAGCUCCGGGACACCAUGGCACUGAAUGGUGUUACCCGUCCAGACAGGGACCCAAGGGAGCGAGGGCUCUCCCUGGAUGGGCCUACCUGCCCAGCCCAGCCUGCACUGCACUCAGAAAGUCCCUUCUCUAAAGCCAAUGGUUUACCUGGAAAGCUGAUGCCUGCUCCAUUGCCACCUCUCCCUGAAGAUCAAAUCUUAGAGACCUUCAAGCUUGGAAGCCGAGAAAAAAGCUCUAGAGAGGAGGCCAGUCCUGGCCAGGCAGAGGAAACCCCUCCAGGGGACUCCUAUGCAGAGCUGGAGGCCAGCAGUUCCCCUCCUGUGCCCCGGGAGCCCCCGGAGCCAGCGGCCUGUCUGAGCAGCCAGCUGAAGAUGGCCUUGCUGCCUCUUGACCCCAGCGUCUCUGCCACCAAAGAAGCACCUGAGAGUGCCGAGCCCAUGGCCACUGAUGCCAGCCCAUGUGCGGCCCAGGACAGGCUCCUGCCAGCAUGUGACCCCGGGCGCACCACAGACGACUUGAGUGCAGGCCAGGACAGCAGAGGGACCAACUCUUUGAGCCCACUCCGGCCGUUGGUGCCUGGGGGCUGUGUGGGGCAGCUGAGUCCCACACCCUCAACCUGCCCUGAGGCUGUGGACUGCGGCCAUCAGCUUGUGGUGUACAUGGUCCGAGACCAUGAUUUGGGAACCCCUGCUGCCCCCGAGGCCCCUCUGCAGGGCACCGGGCUGAGAGUCGAGGGGCCACCUGCAUCCCUUCUGGACAAGCCGGCAAAAGGCCCUGCAGAAGGGGGCACAGAACCGAGCCCUGGCGAGAGCAGUGAAGAGAACCAGGCAGGACAUCGGGGGCAGGACCCAUCUCCAGCUAAGGAGAGAAUUAGUAGCCUCCGGAAAGUAGAUCGAGGCCACUACCGGAACCGCAGAGACCGGUCCUCCAGUGGGGAGCAUGCAAGGGAGAGUCGGAGCAAGACGGAGGACCAUUACCACAAAAAGCGGCAUGGGUCCGAGCGGGAACGGCCUAAGCAGGAGCGUCACCGGCUGGAGCACUGCAGUGGGAGCCACGGUGACAGAGGCAGCCCAGUUGAGCGGCGUUCUCUGGGCAGGCUCAGCCACCAGCUGUGCCGUGGCAGAGGCAGCUCAGACCAGGACUGGAGCCGGCACCAUCCCGAGGGCGAGCACAUGUGGGCCCGGGAGAAGUACUACCCUGACAGGGCGCGUUGGGGCAAGUGCCGCUACUACCAUGACCGCUAUGCAGGCUAUGUGCCGCGGGAGAUGCGGGAGUGGAAAGCCUUCCAUGGGGACCGCGAGUAUGAGUACGAGUACAGCAGGCCCCACAAGGACCCCUACCGAGGCCGGAAGGCCUGUGACAAGGAGCGGCGCCACUUUGGCAGCCCCCGCACAGGCCCCGCACUCUACCCCGACAAGUACCUGCAUGAGAAAAUGGCACUUGGACCUGAAGGCAGCUGUGACUUCUCUGACCGCUUCCGGGGGCCCGAGAACACGAAGCCCCGGAAACGGAGACACGACAGCCUGGAGGAUUCUGACAGCCAUGGGGAGAAGCCAGCUUGGAGGAGCAUGCCCAAGGGCCCUUUAGAAGAGCCCAAGGUGAAGAAGCAUAAAAAGUCCAAGAAGAAAAAGAAAUCCAAAGACAAGCACCGCACUCGAGACUCCAGGCACCCCCCAGACUCCGACCUCUCUGGCGCCUACUCUGAUGCAGACCUCCACAGACACAAGAAGAAGAAGAAGAAAAAGAAGCGACACUCCAGGCGGUCAGAGGACUUGGGGCACUUCCCACAGGCCUCCGGGCCAGAGUCUGCUGACCUCUUCCGCAGGACUGAUGGGGGGCUACCCCCUGCCGAUGGCCCGGCCCUUGACAGAACCAAACCCUUCCGGAUGGGAAGGAGGGCUGACAGGUGUCCUCUGUCUGAGUGUGGCCAGGGUGAUUGAACUCAGCCUCCAACAAAAUUUUCACUAGUUAUGGUUCGACAUGUUCAACAGAAGCCAUCCCCAACCCAGCUUAAAUUAUAAAUAUAGAAAAUAACUUUGUUCAAAUCUGCGUGGUGCUUCUUUAGUAAAUACUGUACAGAUUUUACCAUGGAGAACUUUUUUUUUAGUUUUUACCUUUUCUUAAUUGCCCUUAUUCCAAAUGGAUGAACACUUUGUACAACUGCUGACAGUUGUCAAGUCCGUGUAUAGAAUCCCACUGAAUAACGCCCUGGACUAGAACAUCUCAAUGCUGCUUAAUCACAGACUCAGGUUGAUCCCGCGAAUUCCAUGCCCUUCUCCAAGUUAGACAGCCGGUUCCAGACCAACCGGGAAAGCAUGGAAUGACUAAAGUACAAACUGACAGUGUGUAUAUUUAAUUUAAAGACUUAUUUAAAGAAUUCACACGCUCUCAACUAGACUUUUGAGAGAUGUCUGUUUCCUGUAAUGUCUGAUACUAGAAACUAAUUUGCUUCAUAUUUUAGUUGUAUUCAAGAUUUGAAGAUGUAUUUUAUAGACAGGUUCUGUUUUUGAACUUUGUGGAAACUAUUCCAAUCAAUUUACCAGUUAUGAUGAGUAUUUACAUUAUGAAUGUAUAAUCCCACAUUAUUUGUAAAGCCUCCAGUAUGUUUUUAUUACAUAACACUUUUAUACGGCGUCUCUUGUCUUGACUAUGAUAUCGAAGUCUGAGUUGUCAGCUUGGUCCCUUCAAGUUUCUAGUUACAGACAAAAUCAUACUGUGAUUUUAUUUUUAAUAUGGAUAUGCUAUCAAACUGUGAUACACUUAUAUUCACGGGUCCUGCAUCAGGAGAUGGAGUGGGGAAAACUGUAUUUAAUACAGUUUGUAUCUGAAUAAUCUGUAUGGUUAUACAGUUUGUGUUGUUCAGAGAUGUCUAAGAGUUUGAUCUUUGUUUUUUUAAAGAUUAAAAAAAGCACUUGCCCCACUGUAAAUAGAAGGCAUGUAAACUUUCUAUAGAAUAUAAAUGGCAGCAAAUGCA
This is a messenger RNA of Suncus etruscus (white-toothed pygmy shrew), 5011 nucleotides long. It is a transcript of the gene USP42, whose product is annotated as ubiquitin specific peptidase 42. Lineage: Eukaryota; Metazoa; Chordata; Mammalia; Eulipotyphla; Soricidae. The transcript is spliced from 20 exons. Gene Ontology annotation, molecular function: cysteine-type deubiquitinase activity; cysteine-type endopeptidase activity. Gene Ontology annotation, cellular component: cytosol; nucleus. The record is from RefSeq and is a predicted model, not a curated record. Gene Ontology annotation, biological process: regulation of apoptotic process; protein deubiquitination. The coding region runs from base 75 to 3977 and encodes 1300 amino acids.